AUGAGGGUGGCAGGCAUCAUCCGGUUCCUGGCACUGUUCGCCACACUGCUGGGCUGCUGGUUCAUCGCACAGAUGUACUUUGAGCGCAGCGGGAGGUCCAUCAGCCUGCGGAGCUGGCUGGGUGCCACCGGCAAGCCCAGGAGCAGCCAGCAGCUGCCCCGACACAAGUGCGGGAACCAGCGGAGCUGCCCCACCAAACAUUUUGCCUUCAAGAUCAUCAGCGGCGCCGCAAAUGUGGUGGGACCCUCCAUCUGCUUCAAUGAUGAGGUCCUCAUGAGCAACGUGAAAAACAACGUUGGCAGGGGCCUGAACAUCGCCCUGGUGAAUGGAACAAGCGGGCAGCUCCUGAAAACAGCCUCCUUCGACAUGUACCUUGGAGAUGUCACACGACUGGAGACCUUCCUCCAAGAGAUCAAGGAUGGCACUGUCAUACUGGUGGCCACCUACGAUGACGCUGCCACAAAGAUGAAUGACAAAAUACGGAGACUUUUUUUGGCACUGGGCAGCAGCUACAUAAACCAUCUGGGCUUUCGGGACAACUGGAUCUUCUUAGGGGCAAAAGGGCUGCAAGGCAAGAGCCCCUUUGAAGAGCACAUCAAAAACGACCAGAAAACAAAUAAAUAUGAUGGCUGGCCUGAGCUGCUGGAGAUGGAGGGCUGUGCCCCCAAGAAGCAGGAUUAG
Molecule: messenger RNA, 681 nt
Organism: Cygnus atratus (black swan)
Lineage: Eukaryota; Metazoa; Chordata; Aves; Anseriformes; Anatidae
Gene: FAM3D
Product: FAM3 metabolism regulating signaling molecule D
Exons: 9
Coding region: 1-681 (226 amino acids)
Source: RefSeq, a predicted model, not a curated record